CGUUUCAUUCACUGCAACACGGCCAUGGACAAGAAGUGAACAUUAGAGAAAAGGCUAGCUUAUUGUUUAACACAUGCUAGCAGCAUAGCUUACCCUAUUUUUUUUUUUUUCGGAAACAAGUAAGAGUAACGUUAAUUUCAAAGCUUAAGAAUCCAAAUGAAUAUUAUUCCGACGAAACGGGCCGCGUUAACGACCGGAGUCAUGAGCUGUUUGAUUCAUCCUCAAAAUGGAGUCGUGGAGGGACCCAUCCUCUACGGCUCAGGGAAUUCCUCCCCGCAAAUUGCAAUGGGCUCAGCUAAAGAAUCUCACAACGGAAAUGCGGGGUCUAACGAUACCCCGAAACGACCCAAGAACCUGGGAGUGAACGGCUAUGUAACAAAAUCCCACCGGGAGGACAGCGACGACCUCGACGACGGCUCGUUGCCUUGUACUCCGGAGCCAGACGCCGAACUCGACGUCCCCAGUUGCCCGGCAGGCGAUGAAGUCUUGGCGAACGACACGAGGCAACUCAUUGGCCGUUUCCUGAGAGACUUUACUGGACUUUCGAAAUCACAGUGGCAUGAAAGCCGAGCACUAGCAACAAUGAAAAGAGUUGUGGAGGACGUUUUGGAAAAACACAGAUACGCAUACAAUGGUAUGGUCAACAAAUUGUCACUGGAUGAAAGAACGGAUGAUGCCAGUUUUGUCAGUGCAGUAGCCAAGAGCCUCUUUGCAGACGGAACCACCAACUGGGGUCGUAUCGCCAGCCUGGUGGCCUUCGGGGCAGUGGUGUCACAAUACCUUAAGGAGCGAGGCAGGGAUAACUGUGUGGAGCUGGUGGGACAGGAGAUCUCCACGUAUUUGCUAACCGACCAGCGGGACUGGCUGGCCAAAAACAAUGCCUGGGAUGGCUUUGUAGAGUUCUUCAGAGUAGCAGACCCAGAGUCCACAGUGAGGAACACACUCAUGGCCUUUGCUGGAUUUGCUGGUAUUGGGGCGACACUGGCCCUGUUGAUCAGGUGAAUUUUCUUUGGACACUCAGAGGCUUAUUUUCACUUGACGGAUGCUUCUUCCGCAUUUCCUCCACAUUCAAAUUGGACUUUGAUGGACAAACUGCUCAUUAGUGGUUCCUUUCGUCUUUUCUUGGGCUCCCUUCCACCCCCCCCCCCCCCAACUGCAAAUACAACCUUUUGCUGUUGACGUAAAUGGAUGGACUUUACUGACUCAUUCAACCUUCAAAUAAUUAGGGUUUAUUUAAGUUACAGAGAAAUUUAUUUUUCUAAUAAAUGUAAAUUGUUUCUAUGCAAAAUUAAAGCUAAUGGGCAGUCAGUUGACCUGAUUUUUGCUUAAUUGUCGCCUAAUUAUGUUUACUAGCUUUUUCAUAAUUGUAUCACAAUUUCCUGGUGGUAAUGGUGUUUUGUAAGUAGGACCAGGCCAAAGCAGGAAGGGGAUGCUGCAUUUUUCCAUGUUCCCAUUUCCAUAAAGGCCAUUCAUAACCCAAGAGAGGAGGGGGGGGGGGGAUUUGCAUGGGUGUAGCUCAGCUUCCUGGUUAUGAAAAUGGUGGAUCUGAACUAGGAGACACGAAGCAACCACAUGCAGGACGUUUUGCCUGGAAGAGUUUUGAGUCUGUUGGAAGGAAAUUCACAAGGACGGAGUUGGAAAGAGGCAGAUUGGGCUGGUCGACUGCACAAAAGCUGACGGUAGUUGGAGAGUGACCUUGGUUCCUCAGAGAGAGGCAACAGACAAUGAUGAUCAUACAGAUCGUGUUGUAAGCUAACAAGUCUGUAUAGUUGACACAAUAAAAAAAAGUUCACAUGGUA
Messenger RNA from Perca fluviatilis (European perch), 1799 nucleotides. It is a transcript of the gene mcl1b, whose product is annotated as MCL1 apoptosis regulator, BCL2 family member b. Gene Ontology annotation, biological process: positive regulation of apoptotic process; intrinsic apoptotic signaling pathway in response to DNA damage; extrinsic apoptotic signaling pathway in absence of ligand. The record is from RefSeq and is a predicted model, not a curated record. Gene Ontology annotation, molecular function: protein heterodimerization activity; protein homodimerization activity; channel activity. NCBI's taxonomy places the organism in Eukaryota, Metazoa, Chordata, Actinopteri, Perciformes, Percidae. Gene Ontology annotation, cellular component: mitochondrial outer membrane. The transcript has 3 exons. Bases 157 to 1002 code for a protein of 281 amino acids.